This is a messenger RNA of Trametes versicolor FP-101664 SS1, 171 nucleotides long. RefSeq lists its product as uncharacterized. NCBI's taxonomy places the organism in Eukaryota, Fungi, Basidiomycota, Agaricomycetes, Polyporales, Polyporaceae. Bases 1 to 171 code for a protein of 56 amino acids. The transcript has 3 exons. The record is from RefSeq and is a predicted model, not a curated record.
AUGUCCAGUGCGCCAGACAGUUCCGCAGAGAUCAUCCAUGUCAUCUCUUCUGUCAUCACACAAAGUCGCAUCUCGAUAGCGGCAGCGAUCGUGUUCGCGUACGAAUAUGUCAUCACGUUCGACCAAGAGGUCUCUCUAUUCUGGAUGCGCAAGAAGACUGGCGCGACAUGA